Messenger RNA from Folsomia candida, 784 nucleotides. RefSeq lists its product as uncharacterized. The coding region runs from base 189 to 650 and encodes 153 amino acids. The record is from RefSeq and is a predicted model, not a curated record. The transcript has 2 exons. Lineage: Eukaryota; Metazoa; Arthropoda; Collembola; Entomobryomorpha; Isotomidae.
CAAACGUAUACAAAUAUGCACCGUGCUGCUGGUUAGUUAGUGCUGUGCAUGUAAUAUUUUGCACAAAGGUUCCGCAAAUUGCAAAAAUUGAACAUCACCUGUUUUAUUAAGCAGUGUAGUUAAAAAUUGCAAUUUUUCACCUUCCAGUAAUUUAUUCCGGUGAAGAAAAAUUACAAUUUAGAUAAAAUAUGCCCACACCCACAGAGCAGAAUUUCUUCCUCACUGCAUUCAAAAUCCUAGAUAAACACCAAGGAACACAGUGGCUGAGAAAGUACAAUGAAUUAUUGCAAUAUAGUCCGAACGGUCGCAUCAACUGGACUGAAAUUCCAGGUUUAUUAAUUUCCGGAGGUCCAAUAGGUUACACUGGUGCAAUUAAGCGAAUUUGUGAAUUGCUCAUCGCCACGAAACAGCAAAGCCCUCGAGACACGCGAUUAAAAGGACAAUAUAACACGCUCGUACGUCUCGCGAAGGAGGUGUACCAGUCGAGACGAAGUCAUCAGGGGGACGUCCAGCGUCAGAAGGGUCUCUUCACCUACAUCCUCUUCAAAUUGUCAAUUUGCACUUGUAUUCAGGACGACGACACUUUGAAACAUGUCGCCGCUAAGAAAGUCUGGAAAGAUGCGUGGCUUAUGCUUUUAGAGGAAAUGUGAUCAAGAGGAUUUCAUUGGGACGAGAAGAACACGAGUAUUAAUUAAUUGUAUACUAACGGAACAUUAUUGAUUAUUUGAUAGUUUAUGCACAAAACUAAUGUAUAUGAAUAAAAGUAAAGCACCUCAAUUUAAAA